GUGGGGGCGGAGCCUUCGCUGCACAAGUCGGAAGCGGCGUCUAGCGGUCGCUGUUUUCGCGCCAAACUUGAGGGGAACCCUAGCGUGCAGGCUGUCUAGGAGCUGAUCGCCGCUUGUCAUGGUUCGAACGCUGAACUGCAUCGUCGCCGUGUCCCAGAAUAUGGGCAUCGGCAAGAACGGAGACCUGCCUUGGCCUCUGCUCAGGAACGAAUUCAAGUACUUCCAAAGAAUGACCACAACCUCCUCAGUGGAAGGUAAACAGAACCUGGUGAUUAUGGGCCGGAAAACCUGGUUCUCCAUUCCUGAGAAGAAUCGACCUUUAAAAGACAGAAUCAAUAUAGUUCUCAGCAGAGAGCUCAAGGAACCGCCACAAGGAGCUCAUUUUCUUGCCAAAAGUCUGGAUGAUGCCCUAAAACUUAUUGAACAACCAGAGUUAGCAAAUAAAGUAGACAUGGUUUGGAUAGUUGGAGGCAGUUCCGUUUACAAGGAAGCCAUGGAUCAGCCAGGCCAUCUCAGACUCUUCAUAACAAGGAUUAUGCAGGAAUUUGAAAGUGACACGUUCUUCCCAGAAAUUGAUUUGGGGAAAUACAAACUUCUCCCAGAAUACCCAGGGGUCCUUUCUGAAGUCCAGGAGGAAAAAGGCAUCAAGUAUAAAUUUGAAGUCUAUGAAAAGAAAGGCUAACAGAAAGAUGCUUGCUGGUUGACUUCAAGUUCUACUGCUUUCUUCCUAAAAUUAGCAUUUUUAUGAGACCGUGGGACUUGUGUUGGCUUUAGAUCUAUGAGUAAUUCUUUCUUUAGGGAGAGUUAAUUGGGAGGAAGUGUUUGUUUUGCGGUGUUGGAAAUGGAACUAGGGCCCUGCAUGCUGGACACAUGUUGUCCUGCUAAGCCAUGCCCCAGCCCCUGUAUAAUUCUAAACAAUGUUUUCAUUUCCAUUAAUCUAACCAGGUUAUAUUAAAUAUAUUUUAAGACACAC
Molecule: messenger RNA, 973 nt
Organism: Microtus ochrogaster (prairie vole)
Lineage: Eukaryota; Metazoa; Chordata; Mammalia; Rodentia; Cricetidae
Gene: Dhfr
Product: dihydrofolate reductase
Biological process (GO): folic acid metabolic process; tetrahydrofolate biosynthetic process; dihydrofolate metabolic process
Cellular component (GO): mitochondrion
Molecular function (GO): dihydrofolate reductase activity; NADP binding
Source: RefSeq, a predicted model, not a curated record